Daphnia magna is the source of this 3516-nucleotide messenger RNA. RefSeq lists its product as uncharacterized. The coding region runs from base 171 to 3287 and encodes 1038 amino acids. The record is from RefSeq and is a predicted model, not a curated record. The transcript has 7 exons. Gene Ontology annotation, molecular function: metal ion binding. Lineage: Eukaryota; Metazoa; Arthropoda; Branchiopoda; Diplostraca; Daphniidae.
GAUAACGUGUACGUUGACCGCUUAGUGGCCAGGGAUUUAGAAAUUUCACAAGGCAAACGCCCUCUGUUAUGUAAUUGAGACGUGGACUUUGCGUCGUCUGCUAGUGUGGCAAUACAAGUGAAGUUUGCCGUUAUACUUCAAAUUUCCCAUCACAUGAGGAUUUAUUCAAAAUGACUACAUCAGCAGACGUGGCGCUAAACAAAAAUGAAACAGAUUACGAAUUACUUUAUACCACAAAAGUUAACGGCGUGAUACCUAUCCACAAGUACAAGUCGAAGAAAUCUGCACUAAAAGUAAUCCUUGCGGAAGUUGAUGGGCCAGUGGUUAACGGGUACUUUGUUUUGGCUACGGAAGCUCAUGAUGACGAUGGUCUUCCUCACACAUUGGAACAUCUAAUUUUUCUUGGAUCAGAGUCAUACCCCUACAAAGGCAUGCUCGAUAUUCUUGCAAACCGCUGUUUGGCUUCAGGAACAAAUGCUUGGACCGAUGUUGAUCACACAUGUUAUACUAUGACAACUGCUGGUAGUGAAGGGUUUUUGGCUCUUUUACCUAUUUAUGUUGACCACAUUCUUAACCCCUUGUUAACGGACUCUGGCUUCAUAACUGAAGUACACCACGUCAAUGGUGAAGGUGAAGAUUCAGGUGUGGUGUACUGUGAAAUGCAAGGCUGUGAAAAUACGGGUGAGACUAGACUCCACAAUAGCAUGUUAAAGGCCAUGUAUCCUGGCCAUUGCGGGUACAAGUCAGUCACAGGUGGUCUUCUGAAAAAUCUCAGGGAAAGUACAACCAAUGAAAAGGUUCGCAAAUACCACAAAGCUUUUUACCGAACAGAAAACUUGGUACUGGUCAUCACGGGUCGUGUGGAAGCCUCGCAAGUUUUCCAGGCUUUAAAGCCCGUUGAAGAUACUAUUAUUGCAAAAUACAAAAAGAGCCAAACGCCAUUUAGCCGGCCAUGGCAAAGUGCAGUCCCACCCCUCAUGGAAUCUAUCGAUCAACUUAUACCUUACCCUUGCGAAGAGGAAGAGAAAGGCAUGGUAUGGCUAGCAUGGAGAGGACCCUCUUGUGUAUAUCAGCUGUACGAAACGUGUGCUCUGAUGAUGCUUAUGGAAUACCUAACCGACACGGCCGUCAGCCCAUUGCAAAAGACUUAUGUCGAAACUACCGACCCGCUGGCAAGCAAAGUAGGCUAUUCCUUCAUCGAGAACUCCGAGUCGAUCGUCUAUUUAGCGUUUGAAAACGUACCUGUCAACAAAUUGGGCGAAAUUCAACCCAAGUUAUUUAGUGUUAUGGAACCAUACGGGAAUGGGAGUGAACCUUUGGACAUGAAACGUAUGCAGCUGGUUAUUAGAAGAAGGAUGCUAGAGCAAUUGAGUCACCUCGAGAACAACCCUCAUGAUACUGUAGCCUUCAUGGCUGUUGGUGACAUUCUCUAUGGCCGAAGCCAUGAAGAUUUUCGCCGCCGAGUGAAUCCUAUGGAAGAUCUAAAAGCUUUAGCUAAAGAAAGUCCUAGUUUUUGGAACGAUCUAAUCCUGCGUUAUAUACUCGGUCGUCCCUGCGUUUUGACUCAAGGUAUGCCUUCCAAGAAUGAAAUGGAAGCGUAUACUACUCAGGAAUUAGAACGAUUAGAAACUCAACGAAGUAGUCUUGGAAGUGAGGGAUUAGCAAUGAAAGCGGAGGAACUCGCUGGUGCUUUAGAACACAACGAUCGCCAAGCUCCUGUAGAUCUCAUCAUGUCCGUUCCUAUUCCGGACAUUAAUUCUAUUAGUUAUCAUUCAAUUCAACGAUAUUGUAAUCGCGGGGAAAUAGUGGGAUGUAGCCGCUUUUCAGGAGAUCUUGAAAGAAUUCCUGUACGAUUUCAAUUGGACGAUGUUAAGACUCAAUUCGUUUACCUCUACGCUCUGAUGGACACCUCGUUAAUUCCCAGUGAUCAGCGUCUUUACUUGCCACUCUUGAUGAACUGCCUCCCAGAGUCUGCAAUAAUGCGCAAUGGCAAAUUAGUUUCAUAUGAGACUGUUGUUGCCCAGCUGAGUGGUGACACUGUUAAGACCCAUUCCGCUUUGGGCGUGGAUGCCUCGGAUGCAGAUCACUUUUUCUGUGGCUCAUACUGCAACGUGGCCGUUCUCAUGCUUCAGCUGGAACGAGAAAAGUACACCGAAGGCAUUUGCUGGCUGAGCGAUCUAUUGCGGCAAACUGUUUUCACCGCAGAACGUGUUAAAGUUAUUGCCUCGAAAAUGGCUAACGAUGUCGCUCGCAUCAAACGCAAAGGAAACAAAAUGGCGUUGGCACUGAUUCGCAAUUUGGUCUUCGACGGGAAGAGCAAUCAUGCUCACUGUUCACUGAUCCGGCAACAGCAUUUCCUCCACAAAUUAGUAGAAGAAUUGAACCGUUCACCGGAGCGGAUUAUCCGCGCCUUGACGGACUUGCGAGAUGCCAUCACUAGCCCGAAUUGCCUCACUAUCCAUAUGGCAGCUGAAAUAGAGAGUCUUCCUGAUGAUGCCAUUUCGUUGUGGAAUACUCAUAUGUUUGCAGAUUGGCAAGCAACUCAAAGUGCCAACGCAGAUAACGAUGGGCUGAUAAACCUUGUUGCUGAUUACCAAUUAUUGAAGGAGGUGUCAUCAGCUAGCCCGAUGGGUGCUGCUCUAUGUCUAGGAGCGGUUGAAUCUUGCUUCCUUAUCCAGGCUGUCCGCAGCAUUGAUGAUAUCCAGCAUCCAGAUCUAGCAGCUGUUCUGGUCGCCUUGCAAUACCUGGGUCAGCUAGAAGGACCUUUUUGGCGCAACCUUCGUGCACAAGGUCUAGUGUACGGUUAUAACUUGAAUUUAAAAGUUAGCGAAGGGCUGCUCUACUUAUCACUGUAUCGAGCUUCACACCCAGUAGUGGCAUUCAAAGAGGCCCGCAGCAUCCUUGAAAAUCAUGCCAGGAGUGACACUGAUGAUGUCUGGGAAUUGAGUCUGCUUGAAUCAGCAAGGAGCUCACUCAUUUUUGAAUUGGUCGAGCGGGAGAAGACUGUAGGAGACGCAGUGCACCAGUCUGUUCGCUCUUACCUGUCAAAUGCAUCAGCCGAUUACAACCGACAACUGAUCCACCGUGUUGCUGCUGUUACUAUGGAACAAAUGCGACGAGCCUUUCGGCUGCAUCUCACUGCCCUGCUGGAUACUGAACAUUGUCGAUGCUCUAUUAUUUGUCAUCCCUCGAAGCUGGAUGAAUUGGUAACAGGCAUCAACGCCUUGGGCCAACCAGUCCAUGGGUACACGUCAAUGGAAGAUUGCCCGUUGGGCCAAUCGUGCUAGAUUAAUCUUUUCUUUCAUCCCUUUGAACGCAACUGUGUGUUCGCCCCUUUCUGUUUCAUCCUGAGUCACUGAUUUUCCGCUUUUCUAGACCAUCUUUUUUGUGUGUGUGUGUCAGUGCAAUCGAGGAUCGAAAACAAACUUACUAGUUCCCAUUUUAUGACAGACAAUACUUCAUGAUUUUCUUUAGUUUGGUCUCAUACGCUGCAACAAUAGAUUGCUAACGAGAUGA